Molecule: messenger RNA, 400 nt
Organism: Trematosphaeria pertusa
Lineage: Eukaryota; Fungi; Ascomycota; Dothideomycetes; Pleosporales; Trematosphaeriaceae
Exons: 1
Coding region: 106-327 (73 amino acids)
Source: RefSeq, a predicted model, not a curated record
GCUGUCCACCACGGCUCUGCCGCUGCGCAGCAUCACGCUCCAUAACACUCCAUCCACGGGCCCCCCGCCACCGCUCGCUGGCCUCCUCCGCGUGGCAGCGCGCCCAUGCGAGCCGACCCCUGCACUGCGACCUGUUGGCCCUCAAACACGCUCGCCGUCUGGGCGUGGGGAGCGGUGCAGCACAUGACGAACCCGGCCUGGACUGUGCGCGCCAAGCUGCUCUUCCAGAAUCCCCGGCCACAGAGGCUGACUCGCUGCAAGUCGUCGCGCUGCUCCGGCACAGCGACCACGCUCACUGCGAAUCGCCGCGCGCACACAAGGAGCUGAGUAGUCUGUCGCCGUCGCCGCCGCCGCCGCCGGCCCUGUCUUGCGUGGUUGCGCCGGCCCAGUUUUGUCUCGC